Molecule: messenger RNA, 4702 nt
Organism: Dunckerocampus dactyliophorus (ringed pipefish)
Lineage: Eukaryota; Metazoa; Chordata; Actinopteri; Syngnathiformes; Syngnathidae
Exons: 16
Coding region: 176-2734 (852 amino acids)
Cellular component (GO): intracellular membrane-bounded organelle; early endosome membrane
Molecular function (GO): phosphatidylinositol binding
Source: RefSeq, a predicted model, not a curated record
UGCUUUUACCGCGUUAACAAAAGUUUCAUGUUUUCCGCAGCCCGUCUUGGACUUUUGCUAGCAACAUCACCCGAUUCUCCGCCUCUUUGAUGAUGUGGCUCGGCGAAAGGGCGACUAUUCCGCUCUAUGUUCGGUGUCGGGGCCGGGAGAGAGGGUAACAACACCGAAGAGAAAGAUGUAUCGACGGCGUACCUCCAUCGCGGUGACGCUGGGCCUGCUGUGGUACUUCACCGACUGUGGACGCACAUUAGCACAGUUUUUUGUUUGUUUCUUCUUGUUUUGCUUUUCCACUCCACUUUUACUGGCGACCAGCGGGCAGGAGAGCAGCACUCAAACUGACGAGGACCCACUCCAGGCCACUGUGGAUGAGCACCUGUGUCGUGACCUGACUGCUGCAGACAACCGCAAACACGCCGGAGUGUCCUUCGGAUGCGACUAUCCUCACGUCAAAAGGUCUUUGCAGCAAGUGUUCCAUUGCAUCUACGCCCGUCUGGUCAUGCCGUGGUACGACGUCCCUGAGCUGUGCGAGCGCCAGCCUCUGCACCAGGUUCUCAGCAUGGAAUUCAACACAGUCAUCGACCGUGUGAUCGCACAUACGCGAGACCUUGACGUCUGCCAGCUAGUGGUGGGCUUCAUACGGAUUCUGACGCAGCACCUGCACGAUGCAAAGCAGCCUGACAGGGAGCGUAUGUUCAGCUGCAGAUCUGAGGAGAUGGCGCUGCUCAGAGAGCUCUCUGAUGCUCUGGUGCGUAACCUUCUGCCUGAGCAUCUCUGGAGCCAAGAACUCAACCGCUGUGCCUUGACUGAGAUUGUUGCCUUAAAGGGUUUGGGCCUGUUGGUGACAUGGCUGUCUGACCCUGACAACCUCAACCAGCUGGUGGUGAGCCAGCUUGACAGCGUGACACCCAAAGGUUCCAUGGAGGAGCUGUGCGCAUCCGACCCAGAACAAGCCUCUCUGGCCUCACAGGAGGAAGGCGAGCGUGCGGAAGUGAGCUCAGAGGGAGCAGAGGUUUCUACCAGCAGUAGGAUCAAGGGAAAGAGCAAAGGUGACAAGCUGAAAGCAGGCUGGUCCAAAUUUGUGGACAAGAUGAAGACCAAGAAAGUCAAGAAGAAGAAAAUGAAAAAACUGGAGCAGGAGCUGGUGAUGAGGCUCAUGGCGGCCCAAGGCGACGCAUCCAACGAGGACGAGGUCAGCAGCAGAGAGGGCUCCGUUCACAGCCAGCACGAGUCGGACCGGGAGGACAGUGAUCUGGAGAACUACCUGACAAGCGUCCAAGAGGAUAUGAUGGAAUUCAAGCUGUCUUAUGAAAUGUGGCGCGUCGGCUGCUGGGCUGUCAGCAUCCCUCAUGCUGAGUGGGAAAAUGAGGAGCUAACCUUCACGGUUCACCUGGAGGAGAGGGACAGUCCUGAAAAUCUACACUGGGACAUCAAGAAGAAAUACAUGGAAUUCAUCUACUUCCGAAACAGGUGGCAGGACUCCACCAGCUUACCCAGCAUCUUUCAACUCGAUGAGAUGGAGGUCAGCCAUGAGGCCAAAGAAAAAGCUAAACUAUCCGUUGAGCACUUCCUCCAGGACUUGAUAUCGGACACUCUGAUUGGGCACACACAACCCGUAUUCCAGUUCCUCUGUCCUCUCGACAAGCUGCUGAGUGAGGAGCAACAUUAUGGAGGCGUGUGGGGCCUUCUGAGCGGUUUGGCUUACUUCCUGACCCCGGGUCAAGAGGAUGAAGAGAACUCUAUCCCGCCGACAGAAGCAUCAAAAGAAAUCGGCACAACAGACAGUUCAAAUCCACCUGGCUCCACUGAGACGAGCUGUGUUGUUAGCAGCGUUUCAGUUCCUGCCAUUGUCAUCUCUCCGUGCGAGCCUCUCCUGGAGCCGCCGGAGGAAGCAGAAGCAGAGAAGGAACCACAAUCAUCUUUAAACUCUGAUUCCUCAAGUAAAUGUUGUGCCCAGGACAAGUUGGAGGACUCAGACAACCCUUUGACGCACUUUAAAAUGAUCAUCAAGGGACUGACACGGUCAAAAUCACAAGAAUCUCUGGCCUACGUCAAAAACCCCAGCGAUGAAGAUCCGGACGACACGCCCACCACCUGCAGCCGAAACGGACACCGUCACGGGGAAAGCACGGAGGGCCCGUCAUGGUUGCCUCUCAGCGCCAGGUCAGCUAAGAAGGAGAAGGCGUCCAACAAGUCCAAGGUGGUCUUGGCAACGGAGGAUGGAUGGCAGUGUGCCAGAAGCCAAGGCACCCGGGGGCAGCUGGAGGCCACCAAAGCCAUUUUUGAUCUGCUGAAGGAAAUAUCAGGAAAUUCCAUUCUCAUAAACAUAUUUGACGCCAUUUUGAAACCCGUCAUGCCCAUCUUGAAAAGGAAAGUCAACUCCUUCUUGAACAAGAUGAAUCCGAGCGAGGCGGAGAUGGCCGCCUACAUCAACACUCUGUGCGACAAACUGUGGCCUCACGACCCCGCCCCCCCUCCUCCUCUGCCUCGCACAGAUGAGGAGAAAAACGAGAGCAGGGAGCGAGCGCACAACCUCAUCAGUGCCCGUUACUCGCACUACCUCGUCCUCAAGAAGACCGACAUGGAGAACGUUUUUAACCUUUUCCAGGACGCUGACAAAAACAAAGCACUGGCUUACAUGCUUUUGUCAUUUCUCUUACGGGAAUUUUUCCCUCACGACCAUUCGCUCAGUCUGGGCACCGCUGUCCUGCUGAAAGUGACCAACCUCACUGCUUGACCUCUGAAUGUCUUUAAUGGUGCUUUUUCAUUUUUAUUAUCUUUUGUUUUUUUGUUUUGUUUUGAAGAAUGUACACUUAUUUAUUAAACACCCUGAAAAGCCUUAAACCCGUCAAGAAUGAAAACUGUGCCAGGACCCACUUGCUGAUAUUUGACCUCAAAUGAAAGAUGAAGUGAGUUUGUGAUGACAUUUGAUUGAAAAUGGAUUCACGUUGUGAUACGGCGAUAUUGCUGACACUCCCCAGACGACAAUGCUCGUCAGCAUAGCUUUGACUUUUCUAUCCUGAUUGACGGGACUUAUUUACACAAGAGAUCAUCUCCUCCUCUAAUCAUCACGUCAAACAUGGACCGCCGCAGGAAACUUGAACAUUGGAAGCUGUGAAAUAUAUUCAAUGUACAGCAUAGCUAGAGUACGUAUUUUAAUAAGACUGUGACUUUGGUUCCUGUGCUUCAUUGGAGGUGUAGGAGGGGUGAAGUAAGGUCCUUGUCAUGAUUCCUGUCUGAUUAAACUGCAAUCACGUAUCAUUCAUGCUACCUUUGUUUAGGAUGGAAAUAUUAGGAGGGAGUGUCCAAACUUUUUUUUCUUUACUGAGGGUGGGAUAUAGAAAAAUGAAAGGAUGUAGGGGCCACAUUUUCGUUCGUGAAAGACACUAAAACUGAAGUCACCUUUUUGAGGGGUUUAACUAGUAUGUGCAGUGAGGUUCAUGGCUGGUGAGGCACUGACUCUUUUGGAUUUUUUUAAAAUGUUAAUACAGGUUGGUCAUUAAGAUGAUAAGAAAAAGACGAGAUUGAUUCACUUUUGUUUAAACAAAAAAUGUUUAAAGUACGUCUUAGUCCCAUUUAUCUGUUCUGGUAAAUUACAUUAUUCUCAUAUUACGACUUUUUCUUGUAAAUUGACAACUUUAUUGUCGAAAUCUCAGAUUAUGUUUUUUUCCAAUGUGCCCCUAAUAAUCUACAAGUGUCAAAACAAAACAAUGCUGGCGUUUCCUAAAUGGCAGAACAGCAGCAACAAGCACCUUCCAGCUCACGCACACAUGACCCCUUCAGGGUGUAGCGGUACUGCAAGCGUUUCACAAAUUACAUUUAUGUAUUUUAUUGUCCGAUUCACACUUGCAUGUAAGAAAGUCAUGGUGUAUAAUGAAUGCUUCUGCAACAUAUUAUGGGUGACAUCCCGACAAGCAGAAAGUGUCUGGUCCAAGAUCCAACUCAGCGUGCAGAGUGGCAGCAGGCCAGCAAGCUGGUGGUAGCCUCACUUUAUCAGCAAACGAGGACAACAAUAUGGACAAUUUAGAGUCUCCAAUGAAGCUAACAUGCAUGUGUUUGGAAUGUGGGAGGAAACUGGAGUACCCGGACAAAACCCACGCACGCACAGGGAGAACAUGCAAACACACACACACACACACACACACACACACACACACACACACAGAUUCCAACCCAGGUCUUCCCGAUCUCCUGACUGUGUGGCCAACAUGCUAAUCACUAGUUGGCAUGUUGGCCACCGUGCGGCCCUGUCAGUUUUCACGUAUUUGAUUGUGUCCUCUGUUUUAUUGUUGUUGUAUAUUAGCUUGGCUACAUUGUGCAUCACCCCACUACCUCGUAUACUUCCGGGUUUAAAAUAAAUCAUUAAAUGACUUCAAAUAAUGACUUAGUUAUUUAAAUGUAUUUCUUUUUUACAUUUCAAUUGAUUUGAAUAUUAAAUAUGUUAAACGUUAAAUAGUACAUUAAGUAAAUGUCUUGUAUUCUUUAUGCUGUGAUAUGAAACAAACUACUUUUUCAAAUUUACCAGACACAUUGCAUAGAGUAUCUGAAUUUGAAUCUGUAUCGGAUCGGAAACGAAAUCAGUGGAAUUGCACAUCAUUAGUUUCCGGGCCGUAUCUUGCUACAGGCGAACUAGGCGACUGCCUCGGGACCCCAAGCCAACAGGGGGCUCCAGUGCUGCAUGUGCAGCCUCAUCUGAGGAGCAUGA